AUGGAUACCUUACUCACUGCUGAUAUUGUGGUCAACUCGCCUCGUUUUCGACGGAAAUCUUCUAUUUUUGUUGAUGCUAUCCACGAUCUACCAGAGAAGGCCGACCUGGCUCCAGCUCAACUCUACAGCACUGAGUCCGGUCGGCUUUUUCACUCGGGACGAAUCGUGAUCAUCACGGUGGGAUUGCCCGCCAGAGGAAAGACUCAUAUGUCUGUUGCUUUGGCACGAUACCUUCGAUGGCUUGGAGUCAAGACCAGAAUUUUUCACUUGGGAGACUAUCGACGUGCUACCAUACCAUUUGGUGAAGAUAUUCCAGAUGACUAUUUCUAUGUCAACGCAAGCGCUAAAUCAGUCCUUCUCCGCCAAAAGAUCGUGAGGAAGUGUCGAGAAGAUAUAUAUCAAUUCUUGAAUCAUGAAAAGGGACAGAUUGCCAUAUAUGAUGCUGUCAACCCCCUGGCCUCCGGACGGCGCUCACUUGCCAAUGAGUUUGCCAAGCAUGAUAUCGAAACGCUUUUUAUUGAAUCUUGGUGUGAUGAUCCACGUAUCAUUGAAGAGAACGUUCGUCGGGUCAAAAUCUCUUCGCCAGACUACGUUACUUGGAGCCCAGAAGAUGCAGUUAAGCACUACCUCGCUCGUAUUUCUGCUCGUAUUCCCCAAUUCCAGAGCAUGGAGGAGAAAGACCUGAAUUUUAUCAAGAUGAUCAAUGCAGGAGAAAGGUUGAUCGUGAACAAUCGCAGUUUUGGAUAUCUCUCCAACCGCAUUGUUUUUUAUCUACUUAAUCUUCACAUCAAAUCACGUCGCACCUAUUUUGUGCGGGCUGGUGUCACCGUUAAAGCAUCGUCCUACAAAUCGGAUGUGUCUCUCUCAGAGGAAGGAGAGGACUAUGCCAAGAAGAUGACAGAAAGACUACUGGCUCAUCGGCAAAGCAUCAAAGAGAAUAUGGAAGAAGAAGGUGCACAGGGUUACGAACUGCGGCCUUUGAAGGUAUGGACUUCCACAAGACGUAGGACCGUGGAAACGGCCAGGUAUCUCUACGAGAAAGGAUAUCAAGUCCGCCAGCGAUCUCAAAUGAGCCAACUCAACCCUGGAGUCUGCGAGAAAAUGUCAGAGGCGCACAUCCGAGCCGAGUUUCCGGACGAGGUCGCCAAGCAUGAGCUCGAUCCCUACCACCAUCGAUACCCCCGUGCAGAGUCUUAUCAUGACCUCGCCGUCCGUCUGGAGCCGAUUAUUCUUGAAUUGGAGAGAGAACAAAACGAUUUGCUUAUCAUUGCCCACGAGAGUGUCCUGAGGGUCUUGUAUGGCUACCUUAUGGCUUGCAACGCCGCAGACAUUCCAUUCCUAGAAUUUCCUCGGGAUGAGAUCAUUGAGAUAAUCCCCGAGAGCUACCAAAACGAGGCUCAACGGGUUUACAUUCCCGACCUUCCUGAAGAAAUAAUCCCAGCUUCUCCAGAAGGCCUGAAAAUCCCAGUAACUCUCAGCGGGGUAGUUACCCCCAUGGGACUAGGCAGUCCAAUCGAUGGUGCUGCGACUCCCCAGGGGAUCCGUACUCCAAGCGGACUUCGCACACCGCGUGAACCCGAGAGAAUCUCACAGCAAAUUGUCGAAGACGUUGUUUAG
Molecule: messenger RNA, 1617 nt
Organism: Penicillium taxi
Lineage: Eukaryota; Fungi; Ascomycota; Eurotiomycetes; Eurotiales; Aspergillaceae
Product: bifunctional fructose-2,6-bisphosphate 2-phosphatase/6-phosphofructo-2-kinase
Exons: 11
Coding region: 1-1617 (538 amino acids)
Biological process (GO): fructose metabolic process; fructose 2,6-bisphosphate metabolic process
Cellular component (GO): cytosol
Molecular function (GO): fructose-2,6-bisphosphate 2-phosphatase activity; ATP binding; 6-phosphofructo-2-kinase activity
Source: RefSeq, a predicted model, not a curated record